AUGUCCUUAAACAUGGAGGCAACCCCCGAGGCCCACCCGGAGGAGGUUAUCGUCGGCUGGGGACCGAGCUCUCUGGAGCACCGAGACCCAACAUGUGGCAACAAUGUGGGGCUCACCCUACUCGUGUUCGUGGCCACGCUGCUCGUCGUGCUGCUGCUCAUGGUGUGCGGCUGGUAUUUCGUCUGGCAUCUCUUUUUAUCAAAAUUCAAGUUUCUGCAGGAACUUGUUGGAGACACAGGAUCCCAAGGAGGAGACCGUGAGCCUUCAGGGUCUGAAGCAGAAGAAGAUGCUUCAUCAUCGUCACACAGAAUCAGAUCUGCUCGCCAAAGGAGGGUCCCUGCUGAUGAGGAUACUGACCCUUGUUGGUGGAUGGUGAAAAGCAGUUGGGAGCCUAUCUUUAUACUUGGACUUGCAACAAGGACCGAAGACUAA
Suncus etruscus (white-toothed pygmy shrew) is the source of this 432-nucleotide messenger RNA. RefSeq names its product small integral membrane protein 13-like. The coding region runs from base 1 to 432 and encodes 143 amino acids. Lineage: Eukaryota; Metazoa; Chordata; Mammalia; Eulipotyphla; Soricidae. The record is from RefSeq and is a predicted model, not a curated record. The transcript is spliced from 2 exons.